AUGGAACAUUAUACCUUGCACCUUGCGAAUGACGGUAAAGUACCUAUCCCACGAGGGCCAAACCUCGGAAGUGUGACGUCGAAAAGGCGAGUCAACCGGGCAUGUGACCCUUGUCGUGAACAGAAGGCAAAAUGUAGUGGCCAAUAUCCCGCGUGUCAACGGUGCCGGCAAAGUGACAUCAUGUGUAUCUACUCGGACAAUAAACGAGAACGAGAUAACAAGCGAUCGGCCGAUUAUCAAUCUCGAGUACAAGUGCUCGAAGACCUCCUACGGAACUUGCAUCCCCAUCUUGAUCCUGGAUUAGCUACACUGGUCGAGGACGUUAUCAAUGGGGUAAGAAGAUCAGGGUGUGUUUUUACCGACGAAAAGUCUGACGGUGUUCAGCUUCCGGUCACGUCUUCCACGACAUCAAGCCCGAACCCGGCGAAGGACGGCCAGCAAGCACCAAAUAACCCAGUACAGCCGACCGACCACACCGUCGAGGACCACAACCGGGACCGAGAUGCUCAGGCCACAGGAUUUGUGGGUAGGCCAUCCGAGGUGGCAUGGCUCCAUAAUCUGCAGAUGGGAUUGAACUCGCGCACCGAAACAACGCGUUCCUUGGGCCUGUCAGGAAUUCUCCCGCCUUGGUCUUCCAAUUACUUUCUCGAUGACAUGCAAGUUUUUUCGACGAAUCAAAGUCAUGAACUGGGCUGGCCCUCGGAGGAGGCUGCUACUGAGCUCGUUGAAAGCUAUUUUCAAAACGUACACGCUUCGUUUCCCCUUGUUGGAAAACUGUUAUUUUGGGAACAGUUUCGCUGUUUAUAUGCAAAUCGUGAUGUCCAACCUGGCACAAGAUGGAUUGCUAUUUUGAAUUUGAUAUUUGCUAUCGCUUCGCGGCACACCUGUCUCGUGAGAGAGCAAUCUGGAGCCGGCUUGUCCUACUUUACGCGAGCUUGGGAUCUUUACACGAAAGACUUUGUUGCAUUAGAACACCCAAGUCUACAACAGGUACAGAUUGAGUCUCUUAUAUCGCUCUACCUACUUUCGGUCGGUCAGAUUAAUAGGGCUUGGCGAAUGUGUGCCAUCGCAUUGCGAUCGGCAGUGGCUAUGGGUAUUCACCUUCGUACUGAAAAUGAAAACAUUUCCAGCAUAUCGAAGGAAACGAGGUAUAGGCUUUGGUGGGCAUUGUACUCAUUGGACGUUCAGCUAUGCCUAAUGACUGGACGACCACUCAACAUGGACCUGGAAUAUUGUACAACGCCUCUUCCGGUGCCGUAUCCAGAGGAGCAGUUUCUGGAUGCCCGUGUCGCACAAAUCAUCGCAGAUGAAGAUGCUAGGAAGGCUACGGUAGCAUAUUUCGCUACCUGUGUGGUCAACAAUGAUAGCGGAUUUCAGCAACGUUCACCAAGUUCUCUCCACUCCAUUGUGAGUGGAGGGUAUGAGAACAACCCAAAUACCACCUUCGCGCCGGAUAGCAUCGAGCCUAACACAUCCCUAUACUUCUUAUGCCGUGUAGGCCUUGCUUGCCUUGGUAGGCGCGCCAUGGACGAAAUUCACUCUCCUAGGACUGCGUCGCUUUUGUGGGAUGAGAUAGAAACUUCAAUUUCCAGGAACAACGCAUCUGUUGAUCACUGGAUGGCCCAACUACCAUCAUACUACAACUUUGAAAAAUCAUCGCGCAGUUCACCAUUUGCUCGUCAGCGCACUAGCCUCGCAUUCCGAUUCUACUCUAUUAAGCUCAUCAUCCUAGAGCCAUGCCUGCGCCGUUCGAUAGGGGUGCUGACCGAGGGUCCAUGUAGCUCCCGCUGCCAGGCCAUGGCUGCUAUGUGUAUGCAAGUAGCAGGGAAUGUCCUUAACCUUCUACCCGAUGAGCCGGACAUUCCCUGGAUAUACGAGUAUUGUCCAUGGUGGUCAAUUGUCCACUACAUCAUGCAAUCUUCCACCAUUCUCCUGGUCAGCCUUGCUGGUCAGAUUGAGCAUGACUCCGUACAACUUGAGAAACUGUCGCGCUAUAUCAGGAAGGCAUAUCGAUGGUUACAGGAGAUGUCCAGGACGGAUGAGCUCGCCAGACGAGCCUGCCAAAUUUUGCAAGAGGUAGCCACUCGUCACGUUCCGGAUUUG
Messenger RNA from Penicillium cataractarum, 2103 nucleotides. RefSeq lists its product as uncharacterized. The annotation marks the transcript as partial. NCBI's taxonomy places the organism in Eukaryota, Fungi, Ascomycota, Eurotiomycetes, Eurotiales, Aspergillaceae. Gene Ontology annotation, molecular function: DNA-binding transcription factor activity, RNA polymerase II-specific; zinc ion binding; DNA binding. The transcript has 3 exons. The record is from RefSeq and is a predicted model, not a curated record. Gene Ontology annotation, biological process: regulation of DNA-templated transcription; DNA-templated transcription.